Molecule: messenger RNA, 1614 nt
Organism: Stylonychia lemnae
Lineage: Eukaryota; Ciliophora; Spirotrichea; Sporadotrichida; Oxytrichidae
Source: the annotation of a GenBank genome assembly
AUGAUAAUUGGACCAAACUUUAAUUAAACUACUUAGGCAUUUGCAAGAGCACAAACUCAGAAGUACCCUCAAUAAUUACCCUUACCGAAUCCUUAUAUGAAUAGUUAGAGUUAUUUUCCAACCUAGGUAUCUUCUUAGUGUGGACUUUGCAUGAAAUCCUUCAACUUAGAAUUGAACUUACCUAAACUCUUGCCUUGUGGGCAUACUUUCUGCUUGUUCUGCUUAACAUUGUAGGAGAAUCAAACAGUGCCAAGCAUUCAGAUUGACUGUCCAAACUGCUACAUUAAGUACUAGCAUGUUCCAGCUGCUCACUUUGAAACAAAUAUCGAGGUUGUCAAAGUACUGGAGAAAAUGCAGUAGAAUUUGCAAUUAUAGCUGCCUCACUAAAUAAUGCAAUCAGGUCAGUAAUAUGGGUAUAACGGAGUUACUAUUGGAAACCCUAAUUCCUCCUACUAUUCCUACAGGUCGCCUUAAAAAGUAAAUUAUUCUGGCCCUACUUACGGGACUCCAACAAGGCCAUAAAUCAGCACUCUUAAUCAUAAUGGAUCUCAAGAUAUUAGACAAGUUGCUUAGAUAUUUGAAGCAAUGAAACUAGAAGCAAUACAAAACUCACCUUAACCUGAUAUAAGAAAAUCAAAAUCGCCUAUCAGAAGCAAAACUCUUUAAGAUUUCGAUCCUCGUAAUCUUUCUCCUGUUUAAAGAUCAGCUAAUAAUUAAUAACCAUAUCAGCUCUGUGCAAGAGAAGGAUGUACCAGGCCAAGAUUAGUAUUAAUGGAUGGCUGGGUCAAAACUAAUUAUUGCUCAAAGUAAUGUGAUGAUCUUGAUCAGAAUAAAGGGGCUUAUGUAAGAAACUCCGAUGAUCUUUAUCGUUAAGCUAGCAGAGUAUAAGGUAAAUCAAGAAGCAAAUCUCCUAUCAAACUUCAAAACUUUAAUAGCUAAGGAUACUCACCUAUCUAGGGCAAUAGAAGAUCUAAAUCACCUAACCAAAGUCGAACAGCAAUAAAUAAUUUCAAGAAUAAAUCAGUCUUUUCUUCUGAUGAGUCUGGCUUUGAAUCAGAUAAUUAUAAAACUCCCUAAAUCAACAGAGUUAACACAGUUCAAGUGCCUCAUUUUUACAAUCAAAACGCUUAUGAAUAUACUAAGUAGAAUGAUUCUAUGGUAAAGUAACUUAACUAUGAUUCAGAUCAAAUUCAUAAUUCUUCUCAAAGUCAAAUAUAAAAUAGUCUUGGGGCAUUUGGAGAAAGUGCAUUCGAGAAAUUUAUGAGAUCUUAGCAUAAAGAAAAGAGCAAUAAUAGUAUAUUUGAAACACCUAAAACUAAUGCAUUCACAAACUAUACUAACAUGUCGACACCAGUGUCCUUUAAUUAAUCAUUUAAUAGAUAAAAUACUCUAAAUGUUAAUGGAAAUACAGUCUAUUAAUAAUAUCAUUAGAACUCUCACUUCAAUGAUUAGAUCGUUCAAGACUCUAAGCUAGACAUAUACUUAGCACCUAAUGACCCUUCAAAGUGUACAAAUCCACCUUGCAGAAAUAGAAAAUUUAUCCUAAACGGAAUGUACUUGCCAGUUUGCAGCAGGAAAUGUGCCCAAACCCUGAACAUAGUCUUCAAUCACUGA